This is a messenger RNA of Selaginella moellendorffii, 738 nucleotides long. Its product is annotated as lysophospholipid acyltransferase LPEAT2. The transcript is spliced from 3 exons. The record is from RefSeq and is a predicted model, not a curated record. Bases 60 to 641 code for a protein of 193 amino acids. Lineage: Eukaryota; Viridiplantae; Streptophyta; Lycopodiopsida; Selaginellales; Selaginellaceae.
CGGCAGCUGAAUCUCUUCUGGCUUUGAACAGGUAGAUUUUCCACUCUAGGGAUCGAUCCAUGGCCCAAGAUCGGCAGCGGGAUGCCGUCGACGCAUUUCCCCUUGGCAAACGGCCAUCGAUCGGCCCCAACACGGUCAUGAAUCCAUUCCAGGGGGAGUCUUUGGGUUUUAGUCCAUUGGAGAUUUUCAAGACGAUCGUCGUGCUUCCAAUCUUUCUCCUCCGGCUGGCAAUUCUCGCAGCGGCAUUGAUCUUGGCCUACUGCUCGGUGAGGUGUGGACUCAUCGGUGUCAAAUAUCAUCUUUACAAGCCAUUCUCGCGCUGGAGAAGAAUUCUCCUCUGGCCCCUGAGAAUCUGUGCAAGGAUCGCGAUGUUCGCAUUCGGUUACGUCUGGAUUUCGAUCAAAGGAACUCCAGCUCCUCCGGACGUGGCCCCGAUCGUCCGUCUCCAAUCACGUAUCUUUCUUGGAUCCGGUCUACAUAUUUUUCUCACACAUGCCAGUGAUCUUGAGCGCCAAGGAGAAUGCCAAGCUUCCAAUCGUGGGUCUCUUUCUUACAGCUCUCCAGAUCAUUCCAGUGGACAGAGCCAUUCGCAGGUCGAGAAGGGACGCAGCAGCUCAAAUCCGGCAACGCGCCAUCGAUAACAGUGGCCUCACGUACUCAUCUUUCCAGAAGGAACUACGACUAAUGAAAAGGCCUUGAUAUCGUUCAAGACGGGGACAUUCGCUCAAGGCCUGCCAA